AUGUCGCAAUAUCCCGAAUUUCCCGACAAGACCAGAUUUCACAGGCUCAAAGACAGCGUAAUCGUGGUCACCGGCGGCUCCAGCGGUAUAGGUGCGGCUCUAGUGACUGUCGCCUAUCAUCACGGAGCUCACGUCAUCUUCGGUGAUGUCAAUCGCGAUAUGGGUGAAGCGCUCGUGAAGUCUUUGGAGUCUGCAAAAGUCCGGAGUCAGAGCGGAAGUGGUGACUUGGAAUUCCUGCUGUGCAACGUGUGCAGCUACGGUGACAUCUAUGCUCUGUUCCGCCUUGCUUGGGGGAAACAUGGCCGGGUCAACCAUGCCGUCUUUUGUGCUGGUGUUGUCGACAAUCCGAAAGCAUCGUAUUUCGAUCCCGCCUUGACUAUUGAAAGCGUGGGCGAAGAUCAGGGUAACACGCAGGCUUUGGAUGUCAACUUUAUCGCUGCGUGCGCAUUCGCGAGGAUAUCAUUGCCAUUCUUGCGACAAAGCAUUAGCACCAUCACCAAGGAUCGGCAAGGUGGUAGCGAUAGUGUGAACAACGGAUACAGUCUGACUCUUUUGUCUAGUGUCACCGGCUUCCGUGACGCGCCAGGCAUGUUCCUCUACCAGACCUCCAAGCAAGCCAUUUUAGGCCUGAUGCGAGCAAUGAGGACAACAAUAUUUGCACGCGAUGGCGUACGCGUUAACGCUGUGUGCCCUGGAAUGACCGACACGCCCAUGACGGCUGCUAGCGGAAUGAUUACCUUGUUCAAAGAUCGAACUGUCCCGGCCAGGUCAAACCUUCCAUCACAUCAUCAGUCAUCCGUGGCCGUUGCUGAACAAAUUGCGUCCGUAAUGGUUUCAGACUUUCUCAAUGGGAAAAGUAUCUACGUGGAAGAGGCCAAGGCCUGGGAAUUCGAAGACGGAUUGCUCAGGGAGAUGCCUCGGUGGUUAGGCAACGAGCCUACGCAAUGGUCCAACGACAAUUUGACCUUCCUCGCGAAAGCUUUUGGCCAGGGCUAA
Messenger RNA from Exophiala bonariae, 996 nucleotides. RefSeq lists its product as uncharacterized. Gene Ontology annotation, cellular component: cytoplasm. Gene Ontology annotation, molecular function: oxidoreductase activity, acting on the CH-OH group of donors, NAD or NADP as acceptor. The record is from RefSeq and is a predicted model, not a curated record. NCBI's taxonomy places the organism in Eukaryota, Fungi, Ascomycota, Eurotiomycetes, Chaetothyriales, Herpotrichiellaceae. Bases 1 to 996 code for a protein of 331 amino acids. The transcript has a single exon.